AUAAGCUUAACAUCCUGCUCGGCACACCCGGCGCAUGUUAGCCAAUGGCAGUGGAAGUACGCUUGCGACUUGCGAGGGAGGGGUUGUGGGCAAACAAACCGGACUGAGAGUGAGAGGGGCGGACAUUUCGAAGGCUCUGCUAACCAAACUCAACCAUACAUACUCCGUCGCCUCCAUUGUUCUUCAGAUCUCUCUAUUGCACUUUCUCCUCUCUCUCGCUCCCCCCUCCCCCCCCCCCCCCCCCCCCCCCCCCCGGGAAUUCCAAUCGAAUCGCUCAUCGCUUCUCCUCCCUCCUCUCAUGGAGUUCGCUGCAGUUCUUCGUCCUUUCCACUAUUCCACAGGCACUCUGUCACAUAUGCGUUUCUUACUUGAGAAACCUGGCCUGGUUCCUAUGUAUAAUGCUGCACCACAAACUUUGAGGCAAUCAUGCGUCCAAAGAUUGACAAUUGGUGGGAAGCUUGUUUCUUCUCCAAUAGCACGGAAAGAAACAUUAAUUUCAUGUGUAAAGACAUCUGAAACUGCUGUAACAGCUAAGUCCAAUGAUAGCAGUCUGAAAGGAUCAUUGCAGAAGAACUCAGUACGCACUGCAACUUUUCCUAAUGGGUUUGAGGCAUUGAUCUUGGAGGUUUGUGAUGAGACGGAAGUUGCUGAGCUGAAGCUAAAGGUUGGAGACUUUGAAAUGCAUCUCAAGCGGAACAUUGGAGCCACAAAAUUUCCUAUGUCUAACAUUUCCCCCACAACUCCGCCACCUAUUCCAACUGAACCCAUGGAUGAAUCAGCCCCUGUUGCUGCACCCUCAUCACCAUCACCAUCAUCACUGCCACCAAAAUCCACUUCUGAGAAAACCAAUCCAUUUACAAAUGUCUCCUCAUUGAAGUCAUCAAAGCUAGCAGCCUUGGAAGCUUCUGGGACUAAUGCAUAUGUUAUUGUGUCAUCACCAACGGUUGGUUCAUUUAGAAGGGGCAGAACAGUGAAAGGAAAGAAGCAACCUCCCAUUUGCAAAGAGGGUGAUGUAAUCAAAGAAGGACAAGUUAUUGGCUUUCUGGAUCAGUUUGGCACUCAACUUCCAGUGAGGUCAGAUGUGGCUGGAGAAGUCCUAAAAUUUCUCUUUGAUGAUGGAGAAGCCAUUGGUUAUGGAGAACCUCUCAUUGCUGUAUUACCGUCAUUUCACGGUAUCAAGUGAGUCAUUGCCAAAGUUGCACGCCGUUAGGAGGUCUGAGGUUGUUUUUCUCAAGUCCCUUUUCUGUUCAUUCCAUCUCGUGAAUGUUUGUUUUGUGCAAUCUGGGGGGACGGCAUAGUUUGUGGUAUUAGUUGAUGUUUCUUUUCACUUAAUGGACUAUCAUCUGCAAAUAAGGGACUGCAUUAGACUUGAUCAGAGUUUGUCACUUUUGUUGGACAAUGCUUUUGUAUAUUGGGGUAGAGCCGAUAGUCAUUGCUCAAGGAUACUAGCAGGACUGCUCCAACACCGGCUGGAUGUUUUUUCAUUGAACUUUGGACGCUGUAAUGACAAAUUGUUAAAAAAAAAUAUUGAGAAGAGAAAAGUAUGCCACUGCACAUUCUGCGUACAUGGUGCAGCAAGCUGUAGAUGUAUAAUCCUUUUUGAUUUGGAUGUGGGCUUGGGGAAUUUGAAGCUCAUCUGAGUGAGCCAGUUCAGAAAAUGAAUGUAUAUUCCCGCCUUCCCUGGCUUGGUGGAAAAUAUCAACCAAAUUCCUGA
Malania oleifera is the source of this 1714-nucleotide messenger RNA. RefSeq lists its product as uncharacterized. The transcript has 9 exons. Bases 35 to 1183 code for a protein of 382 amino acids. Lineage: Eukaryota; Viridiplantae; Streptophyta; Magnoliopsida; Santalales; Ximeniaceae. The record is from RefSeq and is a predicted model, not a curated record.